Messenger RNA from Arabidopsis thaliana (thale cress), 299 nucleotides. RefSeq lists its product as uncharacterized. The record is from RefSeq and is marked reviewed. Bases 60 to 299 code for a protein of 79 amino acids. The transcript has a single exon. NCBI's taxonomy places the organism in Eukaryota, Viridiplantae, Streptophyta, Magnoliopsida, Brassicales, Brassicaceae.
ACACGAAUACGAAUCAAUGUUGAGAAUCUAUAGUUUAAGUAGUAGUCGACACUAAGAACAUGAAGAUGAAGAAGCUUCUUAAAGUUGUGUUUCUCUUGGUCGCUUACUUAACUUGUUCCAUUGCCAUGGCUAGUUACCAUGGUUGUAACAGGGUUGCAGAGAAGGCAACGAGAAUGAAUGUAGUCGGAGAAGAUUCAAGAAAUGAGUUUGGAAACUACGAGGAGAAGAAGAAGAAGGCGAAUUUGUGGUCAGGUCGAAAGUUAGCUUCUGGUCCAAGUCGUAGAGGUUGUGGCCACUAA